This is a messenger RNA of Colletotrichum chrysophilum, 429 nucleotides long. RefSeq lists its product as uncharacterized. Gene Ontology annotation, cellular component: anaphase-promoting complex. Gene Ontology annotation, biological process: anaphase-promoting complex-dependent catabolic process. Bases 1 to 429 code for a protein of 142 amino acids. The transcript has a single exon. NCBI's taxonomy places the organism in Eukaryota, Fungi, Ascomycota, Sordariomycetes, Glomerellales, Glomerellaceae. The record is from RefSeq and is a predicted model, not a curated record.
AUGCUCCGCCGCCCCGCAACGACCCUCUCCAUCACCGCCGAGGACAUCGCAGCCUACGAAGACCGCCGCGCGCGCGAGGCCAUGCUCCGCGAGCGCCAGGCCCUGAUCCAGGCGCAGCAGCAGCAACAGCAGCAACGCAUCCUCCAACAGCAGCAACAACUACCAUCAUCGUCGCCGCAGCGCCAGCAGCAGCCGUACGACCCGGACAUCUCGGCCGAGGAGUACGCAGAGUACGAGGCGCACCAGGCCGAGCUGCUCAGGCGGCAGAGCGAGAUGAUGAGGGCGCAGCAGCAGCAGGCGCCGGUGCAGCGGCUGGGACAGCCGGGCCGGGGUGCGGCUGUGAUGCAGACGACGCCGACGCCGGGAGACGGGGGCCGUGGGGGCCGCACGAGGGAGGAUAGGAUCGGCGUCGGACGGCGCGGGAGGUGA